Messenger RNA from Penicillium concentricum, 1896 nucleotides. Its product is annotated as Transcription factor. The record is from RefSeq and is a predicted model, not a curated record. NCBI's taxonomy places the organism in Eukaryota, Fungi, Ascomycota, Eurotiomycetes, Eurotiales, Aspergillaceae. The coding region runs from base 1 to 1896 and encodes 631 amino acids. Gene Ontology annotation, biological process: regulation of DNA-templated transcription; DNA-templated transcription. The transcript is spliced from 2 exons. Gene Ontology annotation, molecular function: DNA-binding transcription factor activity, RNA polymerase II-specific; DNA binding; zinc ion binding.
AUGAACAACCAACGCCGGUACAACGUAGAGCGAUCAUGUCUACGCUGCCACGCGCACAAGAUCAAGUGCGACAAGGCCUCACCAUGCAGCAAAUGUGUGCGAAAGAACAUACCCUGCCAAUAUCCAGGUCCGAGCCGAGUCAAACGUCAACCCUCGAAGAAAAGCACCGACCUUGCGGCACAGUUGGAGAAGCUUGAACAGUCCAUCGCGGCGAUGAUCAACGAACGGCCGACUAGUCUGCACGGUCAAAACCAAAACCCAAGCACAGGCCCGGCGCCGAAUGACCGAUCCGACCACAAGCCCCCAAGCAACCCGCCUGCAGCAGACCAGGGGUUUCUAGGUAAAGACGGCCGGUAUAUCAACGAGCCUCUUCUCUCGCGGUUGCUGGACAAAGAGCCGGAUAUAAAGUUUGCAAUUGGAUCGCCCAUUAGUGCGAGCAGUCCGCGACGAGCACCGGUGUUGAAGGCAGAUGGUCUUUUCUCGAACCCGCUCCAGGGCCAGAUUGACCCACGGGAUCUAUUUCCGAGUCGUUGGCAGGCAGUUUCGCUCUGGGAGACAUUUAUUAGCCGUGUAGAUCCUUUGAUUAAGGUUAUUCAUGUUCCAACUGCGCAAUCGAGCAUCUUUGCUGCGAUUAACAGACCUGAAAGUGCGCGUGCUGAUGUACGUGCUUUGCUCUAUGCGAUUUGUUUUGCGGCUGUAACAACCUUGCUUUCAGAGGAUACCCAGAAUGAAGUCUUGCUCGCCGACCUGCGGCGGUAUCAGCAAGGGUUGGAGUUGUCUUUGUAUCACUCCGAGUUUUUGGAUGCUCCAACUCUGACUUCGUUACAAGCGAUGGUAAUAUAUCAGGCAUGCUUUCGAUUUAGCAACAGCGGCCGAUCUGGCUGGACAUUACACGGCGUAACUAUCCGAGCUGCGCAAUCCAUCGGUCUCCAGCGGGACGGAAAAUACUUCAAACUCCCAAUAAUUGAAUGUGAGCUCCGUCGACGAACCUGGUGGCAUAUCCAAUCUGCCGAUGCCAGAGUAGCAGAAGACCAUGGGCUCAAAGUCCCAGAAAACGACCACGGCGACACUGAAAUCCCUCUCAAUAUCGACGAUCAGAACAUAUCACAGAUGAAUAUCGCUCCAGCUGUAUCGCAGAGCCGAUGGACAGAGAUGACAUUCUCUCUAAUCGUAAUAGAAAUCAACCGGGGCCGGCCCGCUUUAGUUCGAAGCUUAGUGGGAGCAGCUGAUCCAGAACGUCUCAUCGCCGAAUUCAAACGCUCAAUACAGGAUAAAUACCUCCAACACAGCGACCCAGACAUCCCGAUUCAACGCUUUGGCUUCCUCCUCGGGUGGCUGCUCCUCACAAAGUUUGAAGUAUAUAUUCGACAGAAACAGCUACAGUCACAGGGCCCGGCCGCCUCUUCACUCGACUACAACCUUGUCCAAGAGACUCUAGCACAAGCCUGCCAUGGAAUGGAAAUCGACAUCGAGCUACACAGUAACGAAUUACUGCGCGGCUUCCGCUGGCUGAUGAUGACUUUCAUUCAGUAUCACCUCCUCACCUUCAUCCUCUGGAGUCUAUGUGUGUAUCCCACCGGCCCACAUAUCGAACGAGCCUGGCGCGCUAUCGAUGCGCAGUUCGCUUUGACCGAUAGCCCCUCUUGGCCGGACCCGGGACCUAGGUGGCCGAUUAUUGUACAGUUGCGGGAUAAAGCACGGCUUAUCCGUCAGACACACGAUGAGCAGAGUCAGCAAAUCGUUCAGGAAAAUCGUCCUGUCUGUACUGAUGGAACUGGGACUGGGACUGGGGAUUCUCGACCUGAGACGGGCUUCGAUAUCGAUUGUUGGGAUCCAAACUUUGUCGACUUUUCCGAUUGGAAUAACCUGGCUCAGAGUCUUUCUCUCUUGGGUUGA